GACCCGGUACCCUGAGCUUUCUCAACCGCGAAACGCCUAGCGGCUGGCGCCCGGAGCGUCCUCUGGCUCAUCUUCUGAAAGCCAGUAGAAGACCUCUGCUUUCCUGGAUCACGGCGUUUACAAGACGUUGUCAGUGAGACUUGGAGUUUGCACGGUUGUGAUCCAGCCUUCUCCGUUUCUAUACUUGAAUGUGUUGGUGGAAUUUUGGAGCUCUUUGUAGCUAUCGUUUACUUGGAAAUUUUGAGCCAUUUUGAAUUGUUUAAAGGAGUAGACGCUGCUAGCAAUGAGCUCCCAAAGCCAUCCAGAUGGACUUUCUGGCCGUGACCAGCCAGUGGAGCUGCUGAAUCCUGCCCGGGUGAACCACAUGCCCAGCACGGUGGAUGUGGCUGCGGCACUGCCUCUCCAAGUGGCCCCCUCGGCAGUACCCAUGGACCUCCGCCUGGACCACCAAUUCCCACUGCCUGUGGCGGAGCCCACCCUGCGGGAGCAGCAGCUACAGCAGGAGCUCCUGGCCCUCAAGCAGAAGCAGCAGAUCCAGCGGCAGAUCCUCAUCGCUGAGUUCCAGAGGCAGCAUGAGCAGCUUUCCCGGCAACACGAGGCCCAGCUGCAUGAGCACAUAAAGCAGCAGCAGGAGAUGCUGGCCAUGAAGCACCAGCAGGAGCUGCUGGAGCACCAGCGGAAGCUGGAGCGGCACCGCCAGGAGCAGGAGCUGGAGAAGCAGCACCGGGAGCAGAAGCUGCAGCAGCUCAAGAACAAAGAGAAGGGCAAAGAGAGUGCCGUGGCCAGCACAGAAGUGAAGAUGAAGCUGCAGGAGUUUGUCCUCAAUAAAAAGAAGGCACUGGCCCACCGGAGCCUGAACCACUGCAUUUCCAGUGACCCUCGCUACUGGUACGGGAAAACGCAGCACAGCUCCCUUGACCAGAGCUCUCCGCCCCAGAGCGGGGUGUCGGCCUCCUACAACCACCCGGUCCUGGGAAUGUACGACACCAAAGAUGACUUCCCCCUGAGGAAGACAGCUUCUGAACCCAACCUGAAAUUACGGUCCAGGCUAAAGCAGAAAGUAGCGGAGAGGCGGAGCAGCCCCCUGUUACGCAGGAAGGAUGGGCCAGUGGUUACUGCUCUAAAAAAGCGCCCAUUGGAUGUCACAGACUCCGCGUGCAGCAGUGCCCCAGGCUCUGGGCCCAGCUCGCCCAACAACAGCUCUGGGAACGUCAGCACAGAGAACGGGAUCGCGCCCGCCGUCCCCAGCAUCCCGGCCGAGACCAGUUUGGCGCACAGACUCGUGGCACGAGAAGGCUCGGUCGCUCCACUCCCUCUCUACACAUCGCCGUCCUUGCCCAACAUCACUUUAGGACUUCCUGCCACCGGCCCUUCAGUGGGUGCAGCAGGCCAGCAGGACGCCGAGAGGCUCACGCUCCCGGCCCUGCAGCAGAGGAUCUCCCUCUUCCCCGGCACCCACCUCCCCCCCUACCUGGGCACCUCGCCCUUGGAGCGGGACAGCGGCACGGCUCACAACCCUCUUCUGCAGCACAUGGUCUUACUGGAGCAGCCGCCUACACAGACGCCCCUCGUCACAGACUGGUAUCUUUCAGGCCUGGGAGCACUGCCCCUCCACGCACAGCCCCUGGUCGGUGCGGACCGGGUGUCCCCAUCCAUCCACAAGCUGCGGCAGCACCGCCCGCUGGGGCGCACCCAGUCGGCGCCGCUGCCCCAGAACGCGCAGGCCCUGCAGCACCUGGUGAUCCAGCAGCAGCACCAGCAGUUUCUGGAGAAGCACAAACAGCAGUUCCAGCAGCAGCAGCUGCACAUGAACAAGAUUAUCCCCAAACCCAGCGAGCCUGCCCGGCAGCCCGAGAGCCACCCCGAGGAGACAGAAGAAGAGCUGCGUGAGCACCAGGCCUUGCUGGACGAGCCAUACCUGGACCGGCUGCCGGGGCAGAAGGAGGUGCACGCGCUGCCCGGCGUGCAGGUGAAGCAGGAGCCCAUCGAUAGUGACGAGGAGGAGGUGGAACCUCCGCGGGAGGUGGAGCCCAGCCAGCGCCAGCCCACUGAGCAGGAGCUGCUCUUCAGACAGCAAGCCCUCCUCCUGGAGCAGCAGCGGAUUCACCAGCUGAGGAACUACCAGGCGUCCAUGGAGGCUGCCGGCAUCCCCGUGUCCUUUGGUGGCCACAGGCCUCUAUCCCGGGCACAGUCCUCCCCAGCCUCUGCCACCUUCCCUGUGUCUGUACAGGAGCCCCCCAGCAAGCCAAGGUUCACAACAGGCCUCGUGUACGACACGCUGAUGCUGAAGCACCAGUGCACCUGCGGGAACACUAACAGCCACCCCGAGCAUGCUGGGAGAAUCCAGAGCAUCUGGUCCCGCCUGCAGGAGACUGGCCUCCGUGGCAAGUGUGAGUGCAUCCGUGGACGGAAGGCCACCCUGGAGGAGCUGCAGACCGUGCAUUCAGAGGCCCACACCCUCCUCUAUGGCACAAACCCCCUCAACAGGCAGAAACUGGACAGUAAGAAACUUCUAGGCUCACUGACCUCGGUGUUUGUCAGGCUCCCUUGCGGUGGCAUUGGGGUGGACAGCGACACCAUCUGGAACGAGGUGCACUCGUCGGGGGCGGCCCGGCUGGCCGUGGGCUGCGUGGUGGAGCUGGUCUUCAAGGUGGCCACGGGGGAGCUGAAGAAUGGCUUUGCUGUGGUCCGCCCCCCGGGACACCAUGCCGAGGAGAGCACGCCCAUGGGCUUUUGCUACUUCAACUCUGUGGCUGUUGCUGCCAGGCUUCUCCAGCAGAGGUUGAACGUGAGCAAGAUCCUCAUAGUGGACUGGGAUGUGCACCAUGGAAAUGGGACCCAGCAGGCGUUCUACAGUGACCCCAGCGUCCUCUAUGUGUCCCUGCACCGCUACGACGACGGGAACUUCUUCCCGGGCAGCGGGGCACCUGAUGAGGUGGGCACAGGGCCGGGCGUGGGCUUCAACGUCAAUAUGGCUUUUGCUGGUGGCCUCGACCCCCCCAUGGGAGACACGGAGUACCUGGCGGCCUUCAGAACGGUGGUCAUGCCGAUUGCAAACGAGUUUGCUCCAGAUGUGGUGCUGGUGUCAUCAGGCUUCGACGCUGUAGAGGGCCACCCCACACCUCUUGGGGGCUACAACCUGUCUGCCAAGUGUUUCGGGUACCUGACGAAGCAGCUGAUGGGCCUGGCCGGCGGCCGGAUUGUGCUGGCCCUCGAGGGAGGCCACGACCUGACCGCCAUCUGCGACGCCUCUGAAGCCUGUGUUUCUGCUUUGCUGGGAAACGAGCUCGAUCCUCUCCCAGAAAAGGUUUUACAGCAAAGACCCAAUGCUAACGCUGUGCGGUCCAUGGAGAAAGUCGUGGAAAUCCACAGCAAGUACUGGCGCUGCCUGCAGCGCGCGUCCCCCACGCUGGGGCACUCCCUGAUCGAGGCUCAGAAGCGCGAGAAGGAAGAAGCCGAGACAGUCACCGCCAUGGCCUCGCUGUCCGUGGGCGUGAAGCCUGCUGAGAAGAGACCCGACGAGGAGCCCAUGGAAGAGGAGCCGCCCCUGUAGCAUCUCCCUCGGCGCUGCUGUUCUCCUGUUUGUCUGUCUGUCUUGAAGCUCAGCCGAGACCCUUGCCUGUGUCACGCCUGCGCCUGCCGCGGCGCUCUCUCACGGUACAGGGACACCCGGCGUGCAGCAGCAGCAGCAGCGGGGAGCCUUUCUGCCACCCCAGGCCCACGGGUCUCAAGACGCACAUGCACAUCUGGGCGUGGCAGCAUCACGCGGAACACGGGAUAGACGCCGGCGACGAGCAGACGCACGGACCGCGGAAGCCAAGCCAAGCACACUCUGGCGGGUCCCGCGAGGGAAGCCGCGGAGGAAAGAAGCCUGUGGCAGCUUGUGCCCAAUUUAGUUGACAUGAGGAAAAGAAAACGAAAAUCAAAGAUCUAAUAACACAAAACAAACUUGAUUAAAACUGGUGCUUAAAGUUUGAUUAUCAUCCACGAUUCCACAGUCUCCGUGUAAACCACUCGACUCAUCUUGUAGCUUUUUUUUUUAAGAGAAAGUUUUCUAUGGCUCUGGCCUGCCUCUGUGAACCGUAGCAGGGCGGUGGGGGCUCGCAGCUGGGAGAGGGACAGAGUGGACGGACCUCUAAAGCAACAAACUGGACAAAAACAGAGAUGUGAGCCUGGGGGCGUCGGCUUGAGUUUCUCAAAGCCAUCGGAAGAUGCAAGUUUGUGCCUUUUUUUUAAUUGCUCUGGUGGAUUUUUGUGGCUGGGUUUUCUGAAGUCUGAGGAACAAUGCCUUAAGAAAAAAUAAACAGCAGGAGUGGUUGGGCCAGCCUCCCGUGGCGGGUCGAGGCUGGCAGUGCCCGGUGCCCGGGCCGGCCUGAGCUGCACGGCAGGCCCUGCCGCCGUCUCCGAGGGGCUGUGGCCCAGCCGUCCUCGUUCUGCUUUAUUGCUGUUUAAGAAAAAUGGAGGUAGUUCCAAAACAGUGGCAGAUACUGUUGGGGGUUUUAAAGUCCAACAAAUUUUAAACAAAUCCAAAGUGUUCUUUUCUCAUACGUCACCUAGCAAUCGAGCAUCUGCAUUUGGCUGUAAGCAUGUCGUAGGCACACCUGCAGUGUUGCGAUCGGAAUGCUUUUUAUUAAAAGCAAGUAGCAUGAAGUAUUGCGUAAAUCUUAGAUAUAAAUAAAUACAUGUAUAAUAUAUAUUCCAAUGUAUUCCAAGCUAAGAAACUUGAUUCUUACGAAAUCUUGAUAAAAUAUUUAUAAUGCAUUUAUAGAAAAAAUAUAUAUAUAAUAAAUGCAGAUUGUGAAGGUCCCUGGCGAAUGGAUGACUCGCGCAUUAGCUCUAAAGGUGCUUAUGGAAAGGGAUCUAGGCUGACGCGUAUUUUGAGCUCCAGAUUGGCCGGCUUUCAGAUCGCCAACACGUUCGCCACUGAGCAGCUACCCUACAAGUUUGUACUUUAAUUUUAAUUAUUUUCUAACAGAACCCCUCCCGUCUCCAAGCCUCCGUGCACAUAUGUACCUAAUGAGUUUUUAUAGCAAAGAGUAUAAAUUUGUGUUGAUUUUUUGUAUGAAUUUUUCACAAAAAGAUCCUGAAUAAGAAUUGUUUUGUGAAUUUUACAUUUUUCCUCACCAUUUAGCAGUUUUCUGAAUGGUAACAAUGUCUAAACCUUUUUUCUUUCUAAUUUCUUGCUUGUACCUUUUAUUUUUUUUUUAACUUUCAACGGUUUGUUUCCAUUAUUUUUUGCUUUUGUUUACUUUUGUACAGUGAGCAGUUUUCUGCAGAGCACGGAACUGUUGCCGUCAGUUUAUUUUCAGAAAGUGCACAUCGUGUGGGGAGAGGGGCCUGCGGUCUUUUCAGAGUGACACUAGUGACCGUGUCUUUCCCAGUUCUGUCCCAGGAGCUGUGCGAGGAAGCCCAGGGGCUCUUACCUUCAGCACUAGUAGUGGGUUACCAGGGUGCUGUGUCUUCCCCUCGUGGCAAGUGUGGGGAGGGUCCAGCCUCUGGCGUUCUUGCCAGACCCCGUGGGCAGUCAGCAUUAAUGACACUCAUGUUUAAACUUCUCUGGCCACGUGUCAGGAUAGGAUUCUAACUUCAGUGUCCAAAGACCUUUUCAGCAUGUCAGCAACGCACGGGGCAUAAGUGAGGCUCUUCCCCCAUUCCGGGUUUUUCCACGGCAGCCACACGGCCGGGGCUCUGGCUGGAAGCAGCUAGCCCUGGAUUUUGGAACCUGUGGCUGCCAGGAACUGAGGGGCCCUUGCUGCCUGUCGAGCCUGCAGGAGAGUGCAGAUUCCUGACCAGGACAGCCUGUCUUUGCUCUUUUUCUCUGUGACAGUAACUAACAGUCACUUUUUACUGGUAACUGAUUUUCCAGCACUUGAAACCACCAAUUUCAUUCC
Molecule: messenger RNA, 5891 nt
Organism: Galeopterus variegatus (Sunda flying lemur)
Lineage: Eukaryota; Metazoa; Chordata; Mammalia; Dermoptera; Cynocephalidae
Gene: HDAC4
Product: histone deacetylase 4
Exons: 27
Coding region: 284-3553 (1089 amino acids)
Biological process (GO): chromatin organization; negative regulation of transcription by RNA polymerase II
Cellular component (GO): histone deacetylase complex
Molecular function (GO): histone deacetylase activity
Source: RefSeq, a predicted model, not a curated record